AUCCAAUCAACGCCAUCAAUAAUACUCUCUCUCUCUCUCUCUCUCUCUCUCUCUCUCUCUAUCUAUAUAUAUACAGAUAGAUACAGAUUUCUCCUCUCUCCCUACAUAUAUAUAUAUAUAUACAGAGAGAGAUUUGUCUUCUCUCUCUCCAUAUGGCGCAUCAGCUUGCUCAGGCAGAAGUGUGCGUGCCUUGGUCUCUGCAACUAUGGAGAGCUCUGGUGAAUUGGUUGGCUUUUCUCUUCCAAAUCCUUCUCCAGAUCUUCACGAUCACACCUUCCAUGGCUCAGUUUCUCUCUUUCAUAGGUUUUCAACACUCUCUUCUCUCUUCUUCUUCACCGUCCUUCAAGCCCUUGCCUGUCGUCGAGCUCCCCCUCGGCGAGCCUCCGCCGUCGCCGCCUACGUUGUCUCCGGCGCACUUUUUCGUUGACAAAGUCGAAAACCACGGCGGCGGCGAUGAUCACCAAAUCGAGAAAUUGAAGGUGGUUCUCGACUUAGAUGAAACCCUAGUAUGUGCCUAUGAAACGUCUAGCUUGCCUGCUGCUCUUCGUACUCUGGCAGUAGAAGCAGGACUGAAGUGCUUUGAAUUGGAAUGUGUAUGUUCAGAGUUGAAGGAAAGUGAUGGAAAUCCUAAGGUCAGUUAUGUGACAGUCUUUGAGCGGCCAGGUUUACACCAGUUCUUAAAACAGAUUGGUGAAUUUGCUGAUAUUGUUCUGUUCACUGCUGGUCUUGAAGACUAUGCCAGACCACUUGUUGACAAAAUAGAUGUGGAAAAGCAAUUUUGCCUUCGUCUAUAUCGACCUUCAACAGUUAGCACGGAAUAUCGAGAACAUGUCAAGGAUUUGUCUUGUUUAUCGAAACAGUUUAGUCGAGUAGUUAUUGUUGACAACAACCCAUUCAGUUUCUUGUUGCAACCAAUGAAUGGAAUACCAUGUGUUCCAUUCUCUGCCGAACAACCACAGGAUGAUCAGUUAUUGGAGGUCAUCCUUCCUUUCCUCAGACAGCUAUCUCUUCAGAAAGAUGUCCAGCCUGUACUCUAUGAAAAGUUCCACAUGCCCGAGUGGUUUCAAUUGCACGGAAUUCCUGCAUCCAACUUGAGGGUGUGAGACAAACAUUAGUAACGACAAGCAGUGAAUGUUCUCAAGCAACCGAGCUGGUCUGCGUCGUUGCGUUUAUCUGGCAAGCGUCACAUGUUAUUGCUGAGUAAAGGGUUCUCCACUGACCAAAAUUCUUUAAUUUCACUGCAAGGUUCACUUCAAUUCAUUUCGUCCUAAUUUGGUAUGGUGAAUGCAGAAAAGGUUUUGGAAUAGUUGUCAAAAUUUAUCGGUGCCUGUCCAGGAAGGUGUAUUUUGAUUUGUGAAAUUUAUAUAAUUUUUUUUAUCACCAUCUCAUCAUGUGUUUGUAUUGAUU
This is a messenger RNA of Camellia sinensis, 1407 nucleotides long. RefSeq lists its product as uncharacterized. The record is from RefSeq and is a predicted model, not a curated record. Lineage: Eukaryota; Viridiplantae; Streptophyta; Magnoliopsida; Ericales; Theaceae. Gene Ontology annotation, molecular function: phosphatase activity.